Messenger RNA from Andrographis paniculata, 1836 nucleotides. RefSeq lists its product as uncharacterized. Bases 86 to 1303 code for a protein of 405 amino acids. The transcript is spliced from 7 exons. Gene Ontology annotation, cellular component: chloroplast thylakoid membrane; chloroplast envelope. The record is from RefSeq and is a predicted model, not a curated record. NCBI's taxonomy places the organism in Eukaryota, Viridiplantae, Streptophyta, Magnoliopsida, Lamiales, Acanthaceae.
UAUUUUAUGGGUCAAAUUAUCCUUUUCCGAGCCGCCAUAGCAUUCGAGUUGCAGAGCUCGCUCUCAAGAGGAAGACGAACACAGUAUGGCCUCAAAGCUCUCGCUCUUCAGCUCUACACUGACUAUAUUCCGAACGGAUUUGCUCCAUGAUUCAUUCAAGCUUUCUCCCCAAGUUUUUAUGCCCUCUCAGAACCACCACUACACCUUCCUACCCUGUAGAUUAAGGAGGAGGAGGUUUUUGGCUACUAGCGUGGUUGCAGAACAAGCGGAUGUUGAAGUUGCGAAUGGUUACACAUUGACGCAAUUCUGUGAUAAGAUAAUCGAUGUUUUCCUGAACGAGAAGCCAAAGUCUAAGGAUUGGAAGAGAUACUUGAUUUUCAGAGAGGAGUGGAGCAAAUAUCGGGAUAGAUUCUACAAUCGCUGUAGAACUCGUGCUGUUGCGGAAAAUGAUUCUCAGAUUAAGCAAAAAUUGAUUGACCUGUCGAGAAAAGUUCAGAAGAUUGAUGAUGAAAUGGAAAAGCAUGCUGAACUCUUUAAGGAGGUGCAAGAUAAUCCCUUAGAUAUAAAUGCUAUUGUGACAAAGCGACGCAGGGAGUUCACCGGGGAAUUUUUUCGGUAUCUUACAUUGCUCUCAGAAACAUAUGACUGUUUGGAGGACAGAGAUGGGGUUUCGCGGCUGGGGGCCAGGUGUUUAUCUGCAGUGAGUGCUUUCGACAACACUCUGGAGAUUGUCGGCACAUUAGACGCCGCCCAAAAAAAGUUUGAUGAGAUCUUAAAUUCUCCUUCAGUGGAUGUGGCAUGUGACAAAAUUAAAAGCCUAGCAAAGGCAAAAGAACUCGACUCUUCUCUCAUCCUGCUGAUAAAUAGUGCUUAUGCAUCAGCCAAGGAAUCAGCUACCAUGAAAGAUGAGGUAAAAGAUAUUAUGUACCGACUUUACAAGACAACGCAAAGUAGUCUGAGGAGCAUUGCCCCAAAAGAAAUCAAGCUACUAAAGUAUUUGCUAAACAUCACCGAUCCUGAAGAGAGAUUCUCAGCUUUAGCCUCUGCCUUCUCCCCUGGCGACGAGCACGAUAUCAAAGAACAAAACGCUAUCUACACAACACCAAAGGAGCUGCACAAGUGGAUCAAGAUCAUGCUCGACGCCCAUCAUCUCAACACCGAAGAGAGUGAGAUUCGGGAAGCCAAGAAAAUGACCCAACCUGUUGUCAUCCAGAGACUCUUCAUCCUAAAAGAAACCAUCGAAGAGGAGUACUUGGAGCAAGAUGCCAGAUCAAAGAAAAUUGUUGAAACAGACGAAUCUUAAGAUUUUUACGUCACGAAACAUGUGAGGCUGCAUAGGCCGCGUGAGCAAAACAGAAAGUCGCUUAUUUUUCGCGCCUCCGGUAGCACGAGAACAGUUGCUAGCACGUAUGAAACGGUGUCUUUAAGUGCAAUGUAGCUCAGAAUCGGCCAAAUCUGCUCAACUGAAUCCUCUUGGAGCUUUGCCAUUAUUCAGUUAGAGCUACUACUGUCCCAAAUAUUAUGCCUUUGUGUUGUGUGUAUGGAUGGAUAACAAUGACGAAUAGUAGGUGAUCUAAUAUGAAAAAUAGGUAAAAAAAAAUUAAUAUUUAAUCUAAUGUUUUAAUCGAAAAAAAUAAUAAUAAUGCAUAAGUGUGACAAAUCAAUAUUAACUAAUUUGCUUUGAAAGUAGUCAUUCUCUUGUUGUGUGCUGUACCAUUUGGAAAAUGAACUGCUAAAUUAGGUAGAUGUUAUAACAUAUUACCCGAAGUAAACACCAGAAAGGAAAAUUAAUUUUGUUUUUUUUUUAAAAAAAAUAGUGCUAUACUAAUACUGCAA